GUUAAUAUUUUCCACCGUUUGAGAAAUGAGAAAAUAGAAAAUUGCACUUGACUGACUCUUUGGGAUCAUUCGAGAACAGUGCUUUUACGGAACCCUUCAUUUUCUCAGCAAGAAAACAGAUUGUUAGAGUUCUGGUUGUUUUCCUUUCGGUCUCUGUUUCUCCUGAUUUACAUUUUUCCUCUUGUAGGCAUUUUGAAAUAUUUUUUCAUUGGUAUGGUACUAGAUGUGGUCCUAAGUAUAGUUUCUCAGUGUUUUUUCUCCUACGUGAACAUUUUUUUUCCUUGAUGGAGGUUUGAUUAAAUUUGAUAGUGAUCUCCACUUCUACUUUUCAAUACCUUAAUGCAUGCCAUUUUUUAUUAUUUUGUAUCUAUCAUGUGUUUCACCAUCAGUUUCUCGUUAGCCACAGUUUGGCUGCCAAGAAAACCAAGGAAAACAGAAGAAAAUGUAGUUCUGAAUUCAUUUAACAUUUUUUUUUUUAUUUCCCAUUCUCCUUAAGACUCGCCAGGAAGUGAUCUUUUUUAUGAUUUCAGGCUUGUUUAACUGGCAGAGAGGCACCUGAAGUCGGUUCCUUUUCUACGUGUUUAGGGACUCAAAAUGAUGGGGUCUUUUCUUUCAAGAGCUCUCAUGCUGACUUUUGGUUAUGCUUAUCCUGCAUAUGAAUGCUUCAAAACUGUGGAAAAGAAUAAGCCCGAGAUCGAGCAACUCGUGCUUUGGUGCCAGUACUGGUUACCAUUGUAUGGGGAAGCUAAGUUGGCCCUUUUCAUAUAUCUUCGGUAUCCUAAAACAAAAGGAACGACAUACAUUUAUAAUUCCUUUUUACGGCCUUACUUAGCAAAGCAUGAGACUGAAAUAGACCGAAAUUUGUUGGAGUUAAGGGUUAAGGCCAGGGAGAUUGCAGUUGUGUAUUGGCAAAAGGCUGUCCGCCAUGGGCAGACAGUGUUUUUCAAGAUUCUGCAGUAUGUUUCUUUAACACAGCCUCAACCUGCUCAGCAACAACAGCAACCCCUUGCUUCUUUUCUACCUCACCAUGAAUCUAGUUUUGAAGAAUCUGCUGCAGAAGCCAGUAGCAAGCCAAUAUCAAGUAAUCUGGAAGCAGAAAAUGCAAAUGCAAAUGCAAAUUCUCCUCAGAAAGUGAGUGUCAUUGAGGGAGCUGUCCGGGUAACCUGUGAAAAACUGAGGAAAAUCCGGGGCUCAGCUAAUCAGUAGUAGCAUUACAUUACAAUUCAUAUACAAAGAGCACAUUUAAUCUUGCUGAUACCAUAUUCUUUCUUAACAAUGGAUGAAUUAAUUCUAAUCCUUAGUACUGGUAUCUGCUUCUGGUUC
Molecule: messenger RNA, 1323 nt
Organism: Vitis riparia (riverbank grape)
Lineage: Eukaryota; Viridiplantae; Streptophyta; Magnoliopsida; Vitales; Vitaceae
Product: putative HVA22-like protein g
Exons: 5
Coding region: 595-1206 (203 amino acids)
Source: RefSeq, a predicted model, not a curated record